Rosa rugosa (rugosa rose) is the source of this 3542-nucleotide messenger RNA. Its product is annotated as zinc protease PQQL-like. The record is from RefSeq and is a predicted model, not a curated record. Gene Ontology annotation, biological process: proteolysis. Lineage: Eukaryota; Viridiplantae; Streptophyta; Magnoliopsida; Rosales; Rosaceae. Bases 142 to 3252 code for a protein of 1036 amino acids. Gene Ontology annotation, molecular function: metalloendopeptidase activity; metal ion binding. The transcript is spliced from 20 exons.
GCCCAUGAUGGUGCAGCCACCACAGUGAAAACUGAUGGCUAUACACACAGAAAGGUACAACUCCGUAGUUUUGAGUUUUAAUAUUUUAAGUUCUGUGUCAAAAAGAAGAAGUGAGAAAUCGGAAGCAAAAAACAGAGAGUGAUGGAUUUACUUCCGGGAGGGAGUUCAAGCAUGGUAAAGAAAACCGGGUUCAGGUCACUGAAGCUGGUGAACAUAGAGAUGGACCAAGUUCUGGGAGACAAGCCCGUCGGAGUUGACUAUGGCAGGCUUGAUAAUGGUCUCUCUUACUAUGUUCGUUGCAAUUCUAAGCCCAAAAUGAGAGCAGCUCUUGCCCUCGCUGUUAAAGUCGGGUCAGUUUUGGAAGAGGAGGAAGAACGAGGAGUUGCCCACAUUGUUGAGCAUCUUGCUUUCAGUGCUACUCAGAAGUACACAAAUCAUGAUAUAGUCAGAUUUCUUGAAAGUAUUGGGGCAGAAUUUGGCGCUUGCCAGAAUGCAGUGACAUCGGCUGAUGACACUGUUUAUGAGUUAUUUGUUCCUGUUGACAAGCUUGAACUAUUAUCUGAGGCCAUUUCUGUCUUGGCGGAAUUCAGUUCUGAGAUUCGUGUCUCAAAAGACGAUGUGGAAAGAGAAAGAGGCGCUGUUAUGGAAGAGUACAGAGGGAAUCGAAACGCUACGGGAAGGAUGCAGGAUGCGCAUUGGCUUUUAAUGAUGGCUGGUUCAAAGUAUGCUGAGCGUUUACCUAUUGGAUUAGAAAAGGUAAUUCGAACUGUUUCUCCUGAGACUGUGAAGCAAUUUUAUCAGAAGUGGUACCAUUUAAGCAAUAUGGCAGUGAUAGCUGUAGGAGAUUUCCCAGAUACUGAGAGUGUUGUUGAGUUGAUAAAGAAUCAAUUUGGGGAUAAAAGUUCUGCACCUGAGCGUCCACUUAUACCAACAUAUCAAGUUCCAUCUCAUGAAGAGCCACGUUAUUCUUGUUUCAUUGAAUCUGAGGCAACUGGGUCUGCAGUGAUUAUUAGCUAUAAGACUCCAGCUGUUGAGCUGAAUACAGUGAGGGACUAUAGGGAUUUACUGGCAGAAUCAAUGUUCCUUUAUGCUCUAAACCAGAGGUUCUUUAAAAUAGCUCGUAGAAAAGAUCCACCCUUUUUCUCAUGCUCAACUUCCGCAGAUGUUCUAGUUAAUCCCUUGAAGGCUUAUAUGAUGACCUCAUCUUGUAAAGAAAAGGGAACAAUUCAGGCCCUAGAGUCGAUGCUGAUUGAGGUUGCCAGGGUACGGCUACAUGGGUUUUCAGAACGGGAAGUGUCUAUAGUUCGAGCUUUACUGAUGUCAGAGAUUGAAUCUGCAUAUUUGGAACGCGAUCAAAUGCAGUCAACUAGCUUGCGAGAUGAAUAUUUACAGGUAUUUCCAAAUUGUAGUUUCUUGUCUUUCAUAUUUAAGGACUUCUGUAUUAAUUUUGAAAAGUUAUUCACCUUAAUUUUUCUCUGGCAGCAUUUUCUCCGUAAUGAACCUGUUAUUGGGAUUGAGUAUGAGGCCCAACUCCAGAAGACCCUUCUACCUUAUAUAACAGCAGCAGAGAUAUCCAAAUAUGCUGAGAAGUUACAAACAUCAUGCAGCUGUGUCAUUAAGACAAUUGAACCACGAGCUUCUGCAAUAGUAGAAGAUUUGAAAAAUGUUGUCUCUAAAAUCAGUGCUCUUGAGGAAGAAAGAAUCAUUUCUCCAUGGGAUGAAGAACAUAUUCCAGAAGAAAUUGUUAGCACAAAACCUAAUCGAGGGAAUAUUGUGCAGCAAUGUGAAUAUUCAAAUAUUGGAGCUACUGAAUUGAUUCUAUCGAAUGGCAUGAGAGUUUGCUAUAAGAGUACAGACUUUCUUGAUGAUCAGGUUAUCUUUACAGGGUUCUCAUAUGGGGGUUUAUCCGAACUUGUUGAAAGUGAGUACUUUUCUUGCUCGAUGGGGCCAACUAUUGCAGGAGAAAUUGGGGUAUAUGGUUAUAGACCUUCAGUUCUGAUGGAUAUGCUUGCGGGUAAGAGGUCCGAAGUCAGCACAAAGCUUGGAGCAUACACGAGAACCUUUGCUGGUGAUUGUUCACCCUCAGACUUAGAAACUGCCUUGCAGCUUGUGUAUCAACUAUUUACCACAAAUGUAACACCAGGAGAAGAAGAUGUCAAAAUAGUGAUGCAAAUGGCAGAAGAAAUGGUCCGUAAUCAAGACAGGGAUCCUUAUACUGCAUUUGCAAAUCGUGUGAAGGAGCUGAACUAUGGAAACUCCUAUUUCUUUAGGCCUACCAGAAUAAGUGAUCUUCAGAAAGUUGAUCCAAUGAAAGCUUGUGAAUAUUUCAACAAAUGUUUCAAGGAUCCAUCAACCUUCUCUAUGGUCAUUGUUGGGAAUAUUGAUCCUUCUAUAGCACUUCCUUUAAUAUUACAGUAUUUGGGCGGAAUACCAAAGCCUUCUGAACCUCUCAUGCAAUAUAACCGCGAUGACCUCACAGGACUGCCAUUCACUUUUCCUAGAACCAUAAUAAGAGAAGUGGUGCGCAGCCCUAUGGUGGAAGAACAAUGUUCUGUCCAGCUUUGCUUUCCUGUGGAGCUGAAUAAUGGAACCAUGGUAGAAGAUAUUCACGUUGUUGGUUUCCUGAGCAAACUUCUUGAAACGAAAAUAAUGCAAGUUCUCCGCUUCAAGCAUGGACAGAUCUACACUGUGGGUGUUUCAGUAUUUCUUGGCGGUAAUAAGCCUUCCAGAACUGCUAAUGUUCGUGGAGAUAUAAGCAUAAAUUUUUCUUGUGAUCCAGAAAUUUCCUCGAAGCUGGUCGACCUUACUUUGGAUGAAAUAUUACGUCUUCAAGAGGAAGGGCCUUCGGCUGAGGAUGUCUCAACCAUCCUUGAAAUUGAGCAAAGAGCCCAUGAAAAUGGGAUUCAGGAAAAUUACUACUGGCUGGAGAGGAUUUUACACAGCUACCAGUCAAGGAUUUACUCUGGCGAUGUUGGCACUUGUUUUGAGACUCAAGAGGAAGGUCGGUUAAAAGUUAGACAAUCUCUGACCCCAAAAACGGCGCAGUUAUCAUUACAAAGCAUACUACCUUAUCCUUGCAAAAAACAGUACACUGUAGUAAUCUUAAUGCCCCGUACUUCUCGGUUUAAGUUACUAGAUUCAAUCUUUCGAUCUACGACCAGUUUUGGUAGAGAUGCUAAGAUUUUAGCCGCGGUUGCUGGUCUCGCAGUUUUGGGUCUUAGCUUGUGGAGACGUUCACGAAGUGCGCGCUAAAAUCCUAGGUGACAUUUACAUAGCAGAGAUCUAGAUACAAUGGAAGUGUGAAGGUUCCUGUUAGAAAUUAGGAAGGUAAUUCUUCUCAUCUCAAAACUGUAGAGGAGGUCCAUAGUAGCAUGAAUUUCUGUAGAACCAGAAUUGAUACAGGAGGGUAAGAUGGAAAAAUUACACCAUUUAUAUGGCCCCCGUUGGAGGCUUGUAACAUGAGCAUGUUAUUUUCUUUGUAGCUCCAUGAGAUGUAUUGUGUCUCUUCAGUAAUAUAAUUGGGAACAGAAAUUUUGGGACAA